CGUUUUCAGGACAAUUCAAGAUGGCGCCUCCAACAAAGCGAAAGCUAGCCGAUGACUUCGUCCUCACUAUAUCUGACAAUGAGGAAGACUCGGUGCCCAACCUCGACGAAGAAAUACCGGCAUCCCCGCCUCCAUCCAACAAAAAGCGCAAGCACAACGAUGAUUCCUCCAAUGCCACAUCGAAGAAGAACAAAAAAGCCAAGAAGGGAAAGAAGGCUGGAGCGGAAGCGGUAGAGGAUGAGAAUGAGGGAAUUUGGGGUGCGAAAGACGAGGAUGAUGGAGCUAUGGACUCUGAGUUCGAGUUUGCUAUGGAGGACGAUAAAGACGACAGGAUGGAGGAAUUUGAGGGUUGGGGAUUCGAGAGUGCGAAAAAGGGCCUCAGUAAUGGUGGGGAUAAGAAAGCCGUCGACAUUGACGAAAUCAUUGCGAGGAGAAGACAGAAACAGAAUGCUGGAAAAAAGGAAGAAUCCGAAGAGGCGGAGGAGGAAGCCGGAAGUGAAGCUGAGAACUCGGGCGAUGAUCUGGAAGGUAUCCAGGAUGAUGGUGACGAGUUUAUGGCUGAAGAUGGAUUUGGGAUGGGUGUUGCUUCCGAUGAAGAGGAGUCUGGCGAUGAGAACCAGGUCGAGGACUCAGAUGAGGAGGAGGAGGAGGGCCAAGAGAACGACCAGGACGACCAGGACAAUUCAGACAGUGAUUCAGUUGCAUCACCUGUUCCUCACCCAGAGGACCUAGCUUCAGAAAGCGAAUCCGACGAAGGGGAUAAAGAUGAGGACCCAGAAGAGGCAGCCCGCCGAGAAGCCUUCUUUGCUCCUGAAGAGAAGCCUGCCAAGGGUGCUAAAUCAACUAUCGCCUCGUCUUUCCAGAGCAUGUCACUGUCGAGGCCCAUUCUACGAGGGCUCGCUGCCGUCGGGUUCACUCAGCCAACUCCAAUCCAGGCCAAGACGAUACCUGUCGCUUUACUCGGAAAGGAUGUUGUCGGUGGUGCAGUGACCGGUUCUGGAAAAACCGCUGCAUUUAUUGUCCCAGUACUUGAGCGUCUAUUAUACCGGCCUAAGAAAGUCCCAACGAGCAGAGUCGCCAUUCUGAUGCCAACGCGUGAGUUGGCAAUCCAAUGUCACGCCGUUGCAACGAAACUAGCCAGCCAUACCGAUAUCAAGUUUUGUUUGGCGGUGGGAGGUCUCAGUCUCAAAGUCCAGGAAGCGGAAUUAAGACUGCGGCCGGAUGUCAUUAUUGCAACUCCUGGUCGUUUCAUUGACCACAUGCGCAAUUCAGCAAGCUUUACGGUGGACACACUCGAGAUUCUAGUCCUCGAUGAAGCUGACAGGAUGCUUGAGGCUGGAUUUGCGGAUGAGCUGAACGAGAUCUUGACUACAAUCCCUAAGUCUAGACAGACGAUGUUGUUCUCAGCGACCAUGACCUCUUCCGUCGAUAACCUCAUUCGUGUGGGUCUCAAUAGACCUGUGAGACUGCUCGUCGAUUCUCAAAAGCAAACUGUUGGUACCCUGGUGCAAGAGUUUAUCCGUCUACGGCCGGGAAGGGAGACGAAACGAAUGGGCUAUCUUCUUUAUCUCUGCUCAAAUGUUUACACUGAUCGAGUCAUCGUGUUCUUCCGACAAAAGAAGGAAGCACACAGAGCUCGUGUAAUUUUCGGACUUUCCGGUCUCAAAGCCACCGAAUUGCAUGGUAGCAUGAGCCAAGAGCAACGUAUCACAAGUGUAGAAGCUUUCCGUGAUGGCAAAGCAUCCUUUUUGCUCGCCACCGACCUAGCGUCUCGAGGUCUCGAUAUCAAGGGCGUUGACACAGUCAUCAACUACGAAGCACCCCAAUCCCACGAGAUCUAUCUCCACCGAGUCGGACGAACCGCAAGAGCAGGACGGUCCGGUCGUGCCUGCACCUUAGCAGCAGAGCCCGAUCGCAAAGUCGUCAAGGCAGCGGUGAAGAGCGGACGAACGCAAGGCGCCAAGAUCGUCAGUCGAGUAAUCGAAGCAGCAGAAGCCGACAAGUGGGCCGACAAGGUCACGGCUAUGGAAGAUGAGAUCGAGGAGAUCCUGAAAGAGGAGAAGGAGGACAAGCAGCUGGCGCAGGCGGAGAUGCAGGUCAGAAGGGGAGAGAACAUCAUCGCGCACGAGGACGAGAUCAAGGGACGGCCCAAGAGGACGUGGUUCGAAAGCGAGAAGGAGAAGAGAGCUGCGAAGAAGUUGGGCAGGGCCGAGUUGAACGGCGUGGAGAGCAUACUAAAGAAGAAACCAGGAAAGUUGAGCAACAAGGACAAGAAGAAACUGGAUGACCACGACAUGAGGGUCGAAGGGAAAGUGUGGAAGAAGGGCAGGGCUGAACGCGACGGCAAGGGCGUCUUGGAGGGCAAGAAGAAAGAGAAGAAAGCCAAAGGCGGUAAGCCUGCUGGCAAGGGAAAGCCUGGUAAGAAACGGUAGUCAGUCAUGACAAAGUACCUACUUGCUUGACACUUAAAAAUCCGUUUAUACCCAGUUGAGCCCUACCAUUUCAUCAUAGAAAAUUGUAAAAACUCGUUGC
Messenger RNA from Amorphotheca resinae ATCC 22711, 2532 nucleotides. RefSeq lists its product as hypothetical. The transcript is spliced from 2 exons. The record is from RefSeq and is a predicted model, not a curated record. NCBI's taxonomy places the organism in Eukaryota, Fungi, Ascomycota, Leotiomycetes, Helotiales, Amorphothecaceae. Bases 21 to 2432 code for a protein of 803 amino acids. Gene Ontology annotation, molecular function: ATP binding; nucleic acid binding; RNA helicase activity.